This is a messenger RNA of Haplochromis burtoni (Burton's mouthbrooder), 2380 nucleotides long. Its product is annotated as transmembrane protein 272-like. NCBI's taxonomy places the organism in Eukaryota, Metazoa, Chordata, Actinopteri, Cichliformes, Cichlidae. The record is from RefSeq and is a predicted model, not a curated record.
GUCUGUUUGCUGCUGGCAAGCUGCUGUACUUAAUCACAUUGAGAAAAGACCAAAGAAAAUAGGAGCGGUGGAUGUUUAUAUGCUAAAAUUGGGUCAUUUUAGGCCAUUGCUAGAUGGUUGAUACGCAGCGUGAUGACCUGAUACAUGCAAGAAACCACAAGAGCCUCUGAUGAAGGAGGUGCUCACAGACAAAGAAGGGACAAAAACAGAUUUCCUGUAUUGUACUCAAAAGAUUUGUUUAGACACCAUUGCCAUCACCUCUUCUGGCUGCUCAAGAUCGCUUUGCACAACUUCAAUUUGACUUUUAAAAGAAUCUGAACAACUUUUCUCAUCUAGCUCAGCUCUUUAUCUUCUUCCGCAGGUGAGAAACCUCAUUAGGAAAAAUGGAGAGCAGUUACCUUCUGGGACGCAUCGAUCUUUAGCGCGAUAUUUUGCAUCAUGCCCAUUGCUCAGAUUGCAAUUGGGGCAAUAUACCUUCAUGAGUGUCCGCGCCAGCACUACAUCCCCAUCUAUCUGAUAGUGUUAGGACUCUCAAGCCUGUUGUUCGUGUUGCUCUCCUGCUUUCCCUGUGCCAAAGAGCCAGAAGAAGGCACCUCCAACCCUCUGAGCACAAUCUACAAAGCCUGGAACUCACUGGCAAUGUUCUUUGUCUUCUGCUGGUUUAUCGCUGGUGAUGUAUGGAUCUACUCUAUUUAUCAGCCCAACUAUGACAAAAACACAACAAACGUGGACCCCUACUGCAACAAGACCCUUUACCUGUUUGCCUUCUGGAUAAACACUUUGUUUAAUAUCUCAGUUGGGUUUUUUUUCCUGGGCGUCUUCUUGUUCCUCCUCGGCUUCUGCCUGUAUAGGGGUGCCAAUCCUGCCGCCGACGUGUAACGACUUUUGGAAAUGAUGAGGGGACUGGACGCACUCAACGAAUAUGCUGCCAAGGCAAAUAUGUUGGAAAUGGGUUCCAAAAAAUGGCAGGAUAAGUGUGUGAUGUGUCCGUGCAUCUUGUGUUGAAAGAUGAGCAUUUUCUAUACCUCUGCAGCAGCUACUGUUUACAGGAAUUUAAUUAUAUCAAGAAGAUCACUGAUGUUUAAGAAUUUGUACGAGAGCUGAUUCCAAUAGCAAAAAUAUGUUUUACUUUCUUAUUUGUUGCCAUAUUUGUCCCAGGAAAACACACAGGUCUACAUUAUAAAUGUGAGCAAGGUUUUUCUCACAAGUUUUUCAGCUCAUCAUUAAACUCUUUUAGUGACAUUACAGAUAAAUCUCAGCCACUCACAUCGUUUACUGGCAUCUUAUUUGCCAAUAAAAACCCAGCAUCGGUCAGUGUCAGUAAUUAGCUGAUAUAUCUGUGAAUCUGUAGAUGUGCUGUUACAUGCUGAGCCACAAAUUGGCAUUAUUGAGUGUAAAUGAUGAAAUUAAAAAGUCACUUUGGUUAUGGUAUCAUUUAGGAAAUAAAUAAAUAAGAAAUAAAUCAUGUGUAAUGCGGUUUUUCAUAAUUAUAAUUCUGUAAAGUGUAGGUUUGUUUUCUGUGGAAACCAACACUUUUUUGUAUUUCACUGUUCAAAAUGUAAUCACAUCAUUAAACUCUGUCAGAGGUUUAUCGCUGCAAGGAUGGAUCAUGAAUCGUGAGAUUUGUAAUAAAAGUCAUGCUGUAUUUUGUCAUGUUAGGAAUAAAAAUGAAAGAGAAGAAAGAUUGGGAAGCUUUUAUGCGCCGGCUGUGUAGCAACAGGAAAUAGUUUCAUCUCAAAAGAAGAAAUUCUGCACCUACAUGCUAAAUGAUAGUCUGUGCAAGAAAGCAUUAGACAGAAGCGCACAAUGGAUAAUACGGUUAUUUUCAGUGUAUCUGAUCUUUAAAAUUUGUAAUUGGAUACUGUCCCAGUACUGAAGCUUACUUUUUUUGUUGUUUCUGUGAAAAACGACAAUGGUUAAGGAUUAAAGUGUACACCUCUAUAACCGACUCUGUUUAAUUAUUAGUUGUUAAUAAUCUCUGGCUUGGCUUGCUUCCACAGCGUGUCUUUUUCCUGUCUUUCUUCCCUAACCCCAACCGAAAGAUGGGAAACCACUGAAUAAGAAUCGGUGUUACAAAAAAGACACAGUGGAGACUCAUGAUUUCAUCCAGGAAACACCAAGAACCUUAGAGGCUUGCAAAGUGUAUGGCUGGGAAGGCCAGUUUUAGUCAUGUAUUUAUGAGUGGGGGCUCAGUGCAGAUAAGAAAACUAAUAUUUAGGUUUUCAGAAAAUAAAAACAGUUGAACAACAGAGGAAUCUGUGAUAGACUUGAAAUCCUCUACAAGGAUCCUCCAUUCCCCAGUACAGACCAGUCCCUCUUUUACAAGAGACAGCCUCCACCAGGUCUGUCCUGGCAGAGGCCGAGGGUGAGUUAGACGUGG